Messenger RNA from Ctenopharyngodon idella (grass carp), 2079 nucleotides. RefSeq names its product protein FAM107B. The coding region runs from base 157 to 744 and encodes 195 amino acids. The transcript is spliced from 5 exons. Gene Ontology annotation, cellular component: neuron projection; synapse; stress fiber. Gene Ontology annotation, biological process: actin filament bundle assembly; regulation of actin cytoskeleton organization; actin filament polymerization. The record is from RefSeq and is a predicted model, not a curated record. Lineage: Eukaryota; Metazoa; Chordata; Actinopteri; Cypriniformes; Xenocyprididae.
UCUGCACCCCCUCCCUUCCUCCUUCCCUCCCUUGGUGGAGCUGAAGUUUACACGGAUCAAAUCGAGGAGAGGAGUAGAGUUUGGAAUCACAAGGAAAUCUCUGAAAUCUGGGCCUAGCGGACAGACAGCAACCUCAUCCCACCCCAAAGUCUCAGCAUGGGGGCGUCCUAUGGCAAAAAAAAGGGAUACAACAUUGAGCAGCAGAGUGUGAAAAACGGAAAACACCUGAAUGGAGCGGCCUCAGCGUAUGCCGAUAUUCAAUGGGAACAGCCUCAUCAGCCGAAAAACCCAGACAGGGAUCCAUUUGGUUACCCUCAUCGCGAGAUCCCCCCAUUGGCCAGUUACGCUCCUCAACCUGAUUACAUGACAGGAGAUGAUGAUCUCAUCAAGCCCAAAAAGCUGAUUAAUCCAGUGAAAGCCUCUAAAAGCCACCAGGAGCUUCAUCGGGAGCUGCUUAUGAACCAAAAACGAGGUAUUAGUGUGGAGAAUAAGCCAGAACUGCAGCGUGUGUUGGAGCAAAGGAAGAGAGAGCAGAUGAUUAAACAGAGAAAGCAGGAGGAGGAAGCCAGGAGGAAAAUAUCUCCACUGGAACAGGAGCUUCUCAAGAGACAACAGAAACUAGAGGAGCUGGAGAAGGAGCAAGCAAGACUGGAGGAAAGCAACUGCAGCGCCCCGGAGUUCAUCAAAGUGAAGGAAAACCUGAGACGAACAUCGUUUACAAGUUCUGGAGAGAAGGAGGUGUAGGGACACAGACUGGAUGUGUGUAUUUGUGCACAGCCAGUAACAUAGAGACCUGCUGCAGCUCCUAAACACCACCCACAUGACUGAGCUUCUCUACUUCCUGUCUCACACCAACAACACCUUCACCGCUCCCUGUAGCAGGUUUAGAGAGGGUCGAGAUAAGGACAAGACCCAAAGGGCCUCUGCUACACCUUCACGUCACGAAGAGGUUGAUGCUCGAGAGGUUUAGGAGACUGCAGAGAGAAAGAGAGUGUUGUUUUUUCUGCUCCGGAUGGGACCUGAUGGGUUAAAGUUUAACUGUUCAGGCUGCUUAUGAGUUUGUGUUUAUGCAUGGAUGGACAGCUAUGUUCUGGUUCUGUCACAUUAGAUGAAAAAGUGAAAACAAGGUACAAGGAGUAGUUUCAGAAGUUUAUAAACAGUCUGUUGCUCUCUAACCGAAAGGCAGAACAUUUAUAAGGCGACAACUAGACAAACAUAUCAGUAUUACAGACAAAUUAUUGCUUAUUGCUUACCAAACCGCCAAAUAUUUGUUCAUUGCCUACUUUUAAAUAUUGUCUCUUAUACUUAACAAUCAGCACUUGUCACUUUUAAAUGAAGAUAUAACAACUACUAUUAUUUUCAGCCUUCAUCACCCUUGAUUUUAAGACAACCAGUAAACAUUGAUCAUUACUACAAUGAUGGCUAAAAUGAUGAUGCACCAUUACAUGAAGCUAACUAUUUAAUUCGGCACAUCAGAGAGUUAAUCCUGUGUAAAAAUAGAGAAGUUGUCUAGUUUGUGCUUAUUCCAGUGCCUUUGUUUAAGUAUUGCAACAGUAUGGGUUGCCUGACUGUUAAUGUGGUUCAAUGUAUGUUGCACAGAAUUUUGUUCAUAUAGUCUUAUCUUUAUGAAAUGUUCCAUAAUAUGGCUGCGUAUCAGAAAAAGUGACAUUUCUUUCAACUUAUUUGCUGCUUACAAAUGAGAAAUAGAGCAUAAAGCACUAAUGGCUGAAACCGUUUCAGAACUGAAAGGUAUUUUUAAAGUGCUAUAUCAUAUGAUUUAUUUGAUUUUAUUUUUUUUAAUUUUGUUGAAGUCAUGUUUCCAUUUUUUCCCCCAUACUGUUUUAGAUCGUUUGGGCUUUUAAAGCACAAAGUAAAAUUGAAAUAAUAUGUAAUUGCUGCCUUUUCUGGCCCCUAAAGCCAUUUGGAUAAUACAACAAUCAAUUUGUUACUACAAUUCAAUGUUAAUUUACUUAUAAAAAAAUAUAUAAGGGUAGGCUACUUAUGUUUUUUGUAGCUUUAGCCAUGACCUUUUGAUUGUAAUAAACAGAGAACUUACACAAUAAAGAAAAGGUAAACAUG